AAGCUACUCCGAGUCACGUUGAAUCUCACUCAGCGCCAUCCUCAUUUUUGCAGCACGGGAAUUCUAUCGCAGUCUGUCUCGCGGUGAAACAAAGAUAGAUAUGCCCGAUUCGGCCGCAUUUCCCAGCACUGGUCGCACGUCUUUUUGUUAGUGUUUCGGCGCUCAGCAUCUUCCCUUGUUGAGUGCGCACCGCUUGCGAGAGUCGCACCACACGGACUGGCCCAACUUAUAUGAGUUCUAAUUUCCACGCCACUGACAUUUCAUGCCAGUCGAAUAGCAACAGCUACCCUCAACACCAGGACCAACAGCAAUGGCCCAGGAGUUUCCAGGCCCAGCAGCAAAGGACUUUGGAACACAUAGCAGUGAAAUCUGUCGGCGACAUGGAAAAUAAAGUCAAAGAGGACGUGAAUGAAAGUGCCUGGGUGUGCGCCGGGCAGUCUGCAUUCCUUGGCCCUUGCAUCUGGGACAAAAACAUUCCACACAACCCUGACCUCAGGAUUGGAGCACAAUACAUAGAUUUGGACGACUUCCUGUCUGAAAAUGGCAUUCCCCUGGAACAAUCCGUCUUCUCCAACGAGAACGGACAAAAUUGGAAAAGGAAUGAAAUUGACAGAGAUUCGCAUCAGAGCUACUCAGAAAAUGCAGCCAAACUUGGGGUGGUUGCAGAGGUGCUUUCUCUAAAUGGCAAGGGAGAUUAUCCGAUGAAGUACCAAGGCAGCGAGAGCCCGUCCAACGCCUGUUCCUCUCUCACUUCAUCAUCCAGCAAAGACGAGCCAGAAUCUCCGAUUUGCUCUUCAUAUAUGUAUUACUCCAUGAGCGGCAACGAGUUUGACCCGCGAACUAGAGUCUUUUCUGACGAGGAACUCAAGCCUCAGGUCAUGGUGAAGAAGUCCAGAAAGAAGGUUGACCCAGAAUUGCAAUGUGACUUGAAAGAUGACAAAUACUGGGCCCGGCGGCGCAAAAACAACAUCGCGGCCAAACGCUCGAGGGAUGCCCGCAGAUUGAAAGAAAACCAGAUUGCAUUGCGCGCAGGAUUCUUGGAGAAAGAGAACACAUUCCUGAGGAAAGAGAUUGAAAAACUCAAGAAGGAAAACAACCUGAUGAAAUUGAAGUUAGAGAAGACUCAGAAAGACUAAUUGAUAAAUGUUUAAGAUUUGUCACCAGCAAAGUUGCUUAAUGAUCCGUGUUUCUAUGUCAAGGAAACGAUUAAACUUUAUGUAAUAAUUUUA
Messenger RNA from Cloeon dipterum, 1229 nucleotides. Its product is annotated as hepatic leukemia factor-like. The coding region runs from base 231 to 1136 and encodes 301 amino acids. The transcript has 7 exons. Lineage: Eukaryota; Metazoa; Arthropoda; Insecta; Ephemeroptera; Baetidae. Gene Ontology annotation, molecular function: RNA polymerase II cis-regulatory region sequence-specific DNA binding; DNA-binding transcription factor activity, RNA polymerase II-specific. The record is from RefSeq and is a predicted model, not a curated record. Gene Ontology annotation, biological process: regulation of transcription by RNA polymerase II. Gene Ontology annotation, cellular component: nucleus.